GGCUUCUGUUCCAACCUCGUCUUCAUCGCGACCGAGGCGAUCAGCGCAGAUAGCACCCUUGGCUGUUUCUCGCCAUGCCACCGAGACCCGGUACCAUUCAUCGAUUGGUCCCAGCCCGGCCAGCCCAGCACGCUUCUGAAUGACACCGGCCCACGCCUGGCCUUUGACGCACCGCAUCCCUGUUUUGCUCUUGCGUUAGGUGAUUUGCUAAUAUCUUCCAGCUGCACCCCGCCCGCGGACCCAUGCCCGAGCCCCUGCAGCCUUCUUUUUUCCAUGUCGCGGCAUCUGGCUCCGAUCCCCGACCAAGCGAGUCUGCAUGUCAAAGAGAAGACGCCGCUGUUGCGCCGCAGUCAUCAUCAUUGACGCUGCGGAAACUUGCUAUGAGCCAUCGGAUGGGUGCAACGGCUUCUGAUCCCUCUUCACCCACGAUUCAAGCCAUCGGCGAUAGCCAUCAUGGAGCAGAAACGCACCCGCUUCACAGCGUCUUACCUUCGCCAGCCUUAACCAAUGCGCUGAAGGAGAGUCUCAGGACGGCUGGCGCCGGCCAAUCCGGUCCCCCCAUCGGAGUCCCCAAUGGCCUCCAUUUCGACUCGCCGUAUUCGCGCAGCAUAUCCUCAACGGCCCCGGGUUCGCCACGGAUUCCUCCGGUCAGGCAAAACUCUGGAAGCCACACGCCGAGGAUCCGCCCGCAUGCGACAACGCUCAACAUCCCAGGGAUGACGCGCUCCAGAGCAUCUCCCGAUGGCCGCAUUCCGGACAGAGACGUGGCCGCCAAGUUGGUCAUCAUUAUGGUCGGCCUACCAGCCCGAGGCAAAUCCUACAUCACGAAGAAGAUUCAGCGCUACUUGUCAUGGCAACAGCACAAUACCAAGAUCUUCAAUGUGGGCAACCGCCGACGCAUUGCCGCCGGCAUGGUCAACCCGACCGAUGCGUCUCCGACUAAUGCCGCCAACGGGCACGACGUGCCGAGCCAGGCCGCCACCAUCCUGUCCAAGGGCACGAAGGGCCCGGAUAUAGUUGUUGAGGAACCGACAGCGCUUGAUCUCAACAAGGGCAAGCCCGUCCCCAAAAUGGAUCAGUCCGCUGCAUUUUUCGAUCCGAAGAACGAAGCCGCGGCCAAGCUCCGCGAGCAGGUGGCGCUCGACACCCUCGACGAGCUUCUCACCUACCUGCUCCACCAAGGUGGCGCUGUGGGCAUUCUGGAUGCAACCAACAGCACCAUUCAACGGCGGAAGCUUCUUGUAGAGCGUAUCAAGGCACGGGAGCCGAAGUUGGGCAUCCUCUUCAUUGAGAGCGUAUGUCACGAUCAGAAUCUCCUGGAGGCAAACAUGCGUCUCAAGCUCUUUGGUCCAGAUUACAAGGAUCAAGACCCGCACAUGGCCCUGGAGGAUUUCAAGAAACGAGUGGCGGCAUACGAGAGCGCUUAUGAACCGCUCGGUAAGUGGGAGGAGGAUAAUGACCUGCAAUACAUUCAGAUGAUCGACGUGGGCCGGAAGAUCAUCCAGCACCGACUCCGGGGCUUCCUGAGCGGCGGUAUUGUCUCGUACCUUACCACGUUCAACCUAUCCCCCAGGCAAAUCUGGAUCACACGCCACGGUCAGAGCGAGGAUAACAGGGCGCAUAGGCUCGGCGGUGACUCAGAGCUGACGGAGCGCGGUCACUAUUACGGCCAAGCUCUGUACAACUUUAUCACCUAUAAACGCAAGGAGUGGCUCAUUCAGCAGAAGAACAAGAUCGCAUCGUCCAACUUUCCGCCGCAGCCAGGUGACAACACGCCACCCUAUCCGGAGCUGUUUCAGGAGCUAGACGACAAGAAUUUCUGCGUCUGGACUUCGAUGCUCAAGCGCAGUAUCGAGACGGCGGAAUACUUCGAGGCGGAUGACGACUACGAUGUCAAGGCUUGGGAGAUGCUGAACGAGAUGAACGCGGGCGCAUUCGAGGGCAUGACAUACGAGGAGAUUGCCGAGAAGUAUCCAGAGGAGUUUGAGAAACGAGCCAGGGAUAAGCUCCAGUAUAUCUACCCCGGUUUGGGUGGCGAAGGCUACCUGCAAAUCAUCAGCAGGCUCCGGGAUAUGGUGCGCGAGAUUGAGCGCAUCACGGACCACGUCCUCAUCAUUGGGCACCGGUCCGUCUGCCGCGUCUUGAUGGCCUAUUUCAUGGAUCUCACGAGAGACGACAUUGCAGAUCUCGACAUGCCGCUUGGCAUGUUGUACGCCAUCGAACCUAAGCCGUACGGCAUCGAGUUCCACGCGUACAAAUACAACGAGGAGACGUUUUGGUUUGAUGAGUUGCCCAACUACAAGCCGCGGAAGACGGUUGACAGGAACUCGUGAGCGAUCGCUGGUACGACGCCCUUUACGAAUACACAAUCUUGACACGGGGUGAAUGGGACAUUCGGCGUUGGCGGUCACUCACAACGGUUG
This is a messenger RNA of Thermothelomyces thermophilus ATCC 42464, 2423 nucleotides long. RefSeq lists its product as uncharacterized. The record is from RefSeq and is a predicted model, not a curated record. Bases 243 to 2333 code for a protein of 696 amino acids. Gene Ontology annotation, biological process: fructose 2,6-bisphosphate metabolic process; fructose metabolic process. Gene Ontology annotation, molecular function: ATP binding; 6-phosphofructo-2-kinase activity. The transcript has 5 exons. NCBI's taxonomy places the organism in Eukaryota, Fungi, Ascomycota, Sordariomycetes, Sordariales, Chaetomiaceae. Gene Ontology annotation, cellular component: cytosol.